This is a messenger RNA of Schistosoma turkestanicum, 3907 nucleotides long. NCBI's taxonomy places the organism in Eukaryota, Metazoa, Platyhelminthes, Trematoda, Strigeidida, Schistosomatidae. The record is from the annotation of a GenBank genome assembly.
UUCGGGUCUGGGCGCGGCUUUUCGGAGUUUUGACGUGAAGCAGUACACGAGGUACUUUUUAAUCUUCCAGUGCAGUAAUCUUAUUGACGAUGCACGUUACAUUUUUAUUUUAAUAUUGACGCUUCUUCAUUUAUCUCAUACUCUUCUCAUACAUCAAUGUCGUCCACUGCAUCCAUAGUUCCCAAUGUUUCAUAUCAUUUACCUAAACCUGUUACACAGAAUUUCCAACAUUUCGAUUGUAAUUCUGAUGGUUCAGUGUUAGGAUUUAAUCAUCAAUCAUCAUCAUCAUCAUCAAAUAGUAAUUAUGGUUCUACAACUAAUUUCAUGAAAUCCGGUUCAUCAUCAUCAUCAUCGAUAUGCACUUCCAAAUUGGUCUCCUAUAAUUUAGAUAAUGCUUUACGUUUAUCUUUAAAAUCAUCCGCUGUCCAACUGAAUGGACAUAUAUCAAACUAUACAGAAAAACUAUCCCAACAACCUUUGUCUUUCCAUGAAUCAUCAGCUCCUCCUUUGGAUUCAAUAAUCAAGCAAAAAAUUCAAAGUUUACCCAGAUCUUUAAUCUUAACAGAUUCCAAUGAAUGUAAAUCUGUCGAGAAAAGUUCUCUUGAAAAUAAACUCCUAUGUUCCGAUGAUGAACUUGAACAUUUAUGUCAGGCCGGUAUUCAUUGUAUACCAAGAAGAGCUUUAGGGUUUGGUAACUCUGGGAAUACAUGUUAUCUUAACUCUGUACUUCAAUGUAUUAUGGCUACUGGUCCUUUACUUGCAUAUAUCAAUCAUAAACAUUCAAAUCCUAGCAGUUGUAUGAUCACUAAUGGUCGAUCUAAUCUUUCGAAUUUGAACAAAUCACGUUUUUGUGCUUUAUGUGGUCUUUCUCGUUUGUUAAAUGAACAUCACUCACAAAAUGGACGUACAGUUCCUGUUUACUUUGUAUCCAAUGUUCGAGCUAUCUGUCCAAGUCUUCGUCCUUAUCAACAAGAGGAUGCACAUGAAUUUCUACUUGGACUUUUAUCCAGAAUGGAAGAUAGUUCAAUGGCAGGUUUAGGUGAAGAAAAAAUACCUAGUAAAAUAUCUGAAACAAAUGCAAUCAGACGAAUUUUUGGCGGUGUAAUACGUUCAGAAGUGACAUGUCAUUCUUGCCUGAAAGUUUCAGCACGAGAUGAACAAUGCUUUAAUCUGUCUAUGGAUAUCACAUGCGCUCGAAGUUUACAGCAAUGUCUGUAUAAUUAUAUUCGUAGUGAAGAGUUAUCUGGUCAAAAUGCAUAUAAAUGUGAAAAUUGUCGUCAACUUCGACCGGCUACAAGAAAGUGUACCAUUUAUCGUGCACCGCCUAUUCUUAUUGUUCAACUUAAUCGAUUUUCACGUCAUCAAAAGCUUGAUGUACGUGUAGACUAUCCAUCAUCAUUUAAUUUACGUCCAUUUAUGACACAAUCAAAAGGUGUACCAGUGUUAUAUAAAUUAUAUGCUAUUGUAAAUCAUGAAGGAUAUAGUUGUCGCAGUGGACAUUAUGUUUCAUUUACACUACGUCAUGGUCAAUGGUUAUCAUUGAAUGAUAGUUUUGUUUCAACAACAAAUCCUGACCAUGUUUUACGUCAGUCUCCCUACCUCUUGUUCUAUGAAGCAGUUCGUAGUUCAACUAAUAAUACAAUUAAUCGUUCACUAGUAGCCACUACAGAAUCUUCACUUGAUAUUAAUCCUCCGAAAUUAAACAAUUCCCAAUCAGCUCCUGUCAAUGAUACUACUGUCAAACAACCACAACAACAACAACAACAAACAUCACAAUCACAACAGUCCACAACAAAAUCUUCAUAUUUACUAUCAUCAUCAUUAUCAUGUACACAGCCUAAUCAUCAACAUCAUCAUAAAUCUUUCAAUGCGAUCAAAUCAACAAAUUUACUACUACCUCUUGUAACCAAUAGCACCAACACCACCACCACCACCACGACAUCAUCUGUGAUUGCAUCGACUUCAGCGCCAACAAUGAAUUCAUUGUCCAAUUGUAACAAUCCUAAUAAUAAUAAUAAUAAUACAAACACCACAGUGUCUAUACCGAAAAUUGUUUUCAAUGCUAAACUUUCAUUGAACAAAAUAAAUAUCUUGCCCUUACCGAUUACUCCGUCUACAUCCGUGUCCAAUAGUCUCACCAAUUCAAUGUCUCUUCUUCCUUCAACAACUAAAACCAUUCCAAAUGGUAUUAUCAAUUGUGAUAAGAAUUCUCAUCCAAAUGUUUUGUCAACAAUCCAAUCAGCUACGACCAAUAGUAGUAAUAAUAAUAAUAAUAAUAACAAUAAUAAUGAUAAUAUUACUACUACUAAUAAUAAUAGUAGUAGCACGAUACCCAUCUCUUUAUCAGCGCCUACUGUCCGAGAGUUACUGUAUGGUAAAGAGAAUUCAACAGAUUUAUGGACUGGACGUCCAACAUCGUCGACUGGAUCUGUUUUAUCAUCAUUUUCAACUUCUUCUUCUUCCUCCUCCUCAUCGUCGUCAUUGUCAACUGCAACGACAACAACGAAUAAAUCUAUGAAAAGGGAUUCUACUAGUGAUGAACGAAAAUCAUUAGUCAACUCUCACAAUCAUUCUGACAAUGCGGCAAAGCUACAAACCACUUCUUCUUGUCAAUCACCAUCAGUCAGCAAUACUGUUGUAGGCUUGAAACAAGAAUUGACAAAUUCUUUAGUGGAUUAUUCUUAUGAGGAAUCGAGUAGUGAUAAUAAAAAUCUCUCACCACCACCACCUUCCAAACGAAGUCGAACAUCAAACAGUGGUUCUGAUUCCGGUAUUGUUUGGGUACCUGAUCAUCAUAUUGAAAAAUCUAAAAAAUAUCAUUUAGAUAAAUCUUCAUCUAGUGAACGUAAACAUCAUAAGAAAAAGCAUAAAAGUCGUCAUCAUUCAUCGAAACACAAUUCUCAUCAUAAUCAUUCUUGGAAUGGUUCCGAUGAUAGCCGUCAUCGUGAUCGAAGACUUGAACGUAACAGCAGCAAUCGACUUCGUUCUCCCUCUUCUUCUUCUUCUUCUCCGUCUCCUCCUCCUUCUCAUCAUCGUCAUCGCCACCACCAUCAUGACAAUCAUCGUCGUCAUCGUCACACUCAUAAAAAGCAUCGACAUGACUCAACAGAUUCCAAAAAUCAUCGAUCCCAUUCUCAUCAUAAACACCGUAAACAAUCGCAUAGUCGUGAAAAUGGAUAUAGGUAAUAAUAAUAAUCAUAAUCAUAAUGAUAAUACUACUACUAAUAAAAGUGAGAAUUCCCAUUGUUUUUAUUCCAUAUUACUUACUAUAUAUAUAGCACAUUUUCUCGUUGGUUAAUUAUCAUUUCAUUUGCAUGAUGCAUUCACACUUUUUAAUGUAAUUAUAAGCAGCUAGCUAGCUAGCUAGCUAUAUAUGGCUUCAGCUUUAUACAUUAUUUAUUUAAUUUUAUACGAUGACGAUGACGGCCACUAUUCAUGCAUGAACCUACCAUUUCUGUGUAAAAAACAAACAAACAGCUAUUCCCUAAAUGAACCAAUCAAUUCAUUCAUUGUAAAAGACCGGUGGAGUGUCUUCCUGUGACCACCUGGAUGAUGGUGGUGUUGGUGUUGGUGUUAUUAUUCCCUGUGAAGAGUAACACAGUCGCCUCUCUCUGCUUGCUGUAUCUUUUUAAACUAUGCUAACUGUGUUGUCGUUGUGGUUGUUGGUGUGGUUGGUUUUUUCUAAAACACAUUUAUUUUAUAUUUUCUUGCUUCUUUAAUUCCAAAAUUAAUCUUAACAUAAAAUUGUACAGUUGUCUUUUCUCUUGUCAAAUCAUCAUCAUCACUAUUAUUAUUAUUAUCAUUGACUGACUGACUGAUCGUCGUUGACAAACACGACCAACAUAUCAAUCAAUCUUAAUACAUGAAAUAACAUUUCUAUCCCUACUACUACUACUACUACUACUAC